AUCAGCUUUGGUGUUGAUGUGAUAUGCACUUAUUUGAUGUGAUGAUGAAUUUUAUAUAUAUUCAAAUGACUUGUGGUAUAAGUAUAUGCGAGAAAGAUCGAUACUUACGCCGCUCUGGUGGGAUGAAAUGGAGGUAUUGAAGUUUAUUUAUCGAUUUGAGGUAAGUUUGAUGUCAAUUGGUGAUCUAUGUUAUCGACUGUAGGGUAUUGUUGACAGUCGGUUUGAAACCGAAUAGAUGUUCUGUUUUAUCGACGUGGGUUAAGAGUUUUUUUUCUGAAUCUUAACGUUUUUUAGCCUUUCUCUCUCGAUUACAUCAUGUUUUUUACGUCAUCCGACAAGUUUGAACCUGUUUUUUUCGCGUCGUCAUCGUGAAUUUUAACGGUUUUUACCCCCUCCUCUCUCGAUUACGUCAUGUUUUUACGUCAUCCGACAAGUUUAAACCUGUUUUUGGUGUUGUCGUCGUUGGGAGGGGAUCGUUGGUGGGAAGUUAUACUUACUUGCCUCCAAAUUUCAGUCCUCUGCCUGCAGUUACUUCAAUCAGUCGUUCAGUUUAAAAAAAACUUGUGUCUUUUGUUAAAAAUAUUUAAAAUUGUGUACUCUACAGAAAAUCAACUUAAUAAUUCAAAAAUGGAUUUGAGUGCUAUCAAUAAAAUCAACAACUUACCGAACUUUUUACCAACUAAAAAGUUUGAAGAACUGCAUCUGAACAAGAUUUAUCAAAUCACGGAAAUUAAGAAAGUCAACACAAAAUAUGGACCAAAAAUUUUGGGAAUUGUGAAAAACGAGUUUUCAAUCUUCUUCCCGAAUCGAACCAACCGGAAGCUCAUUGAUGAUGAAGAGCAGUUAACUUCACUGAUCGAUUUAGCCUCAGCAGGAGAACUUCACUUGAAUUAUUUCGGAACAGCUUAUCACAAGUUUGAAUUUCUUAUCAAACCUUCAUAAUCAAGAAUAAAUUAUAAAUUACUUCAAUUAAAUUUAU
Messenger RNA from Cotesia glomerata, 979 nucleotides. RefSeq lists its product as uncharacterized. The record is from RefSeq and is a predicted model, not a curated record. The coding region runs from base 412 to 942 and encodes 176 amino acids. NCBI's taxonomy places the organism in Eukaryota, Metazoa, Arthropoda, Insecta, Hymenoptera, Braconidae. The transcript is spliced from 2 exons.